AUGGCAGUCCGAAAAGUCUAUGGAAGCCUCAACUCACAGGCCACAUUGAAGGUUCUGGCAUGCCUCUUUGAGAAUGAUCUUGAUUUUGAGUUUGUUUCAGUCAAUCUUGAUGCUGGAGAGAAGAAGAAGAAAGCAUGUCUUUCCAUGAAUCCAUUUGGUCAGGCUCCAGUAUACGAGGACAGUGGCAUCAAGCAAUUCGAAUCAAGGGAAAUAAUAAGAUGCAUGGCCCAUGAAUAUGACGAGAAAGAAGAAGAGCUAGUUUACUGGGAUGGCAGGGAUCAGGCCAUAGUAGCUAAUUGGGUUGAUGUUGAGGACCUCCAGUUUGACCCACCAGCAACGAAACUAACAUUUGAGAUUGUCAUUAAGCCAAACAAUGGCUUGGCUCCUGACCAAGGUGUAGUGGCCGAGGCUGAAGCUAAAUUAAGCAAUGUUAUUCUUGAUGGUGAAAUUUUAAAAUGGUGA
This is a messenger RNA of Quercus lobata, 462 nucleotides long. Its product is annotated as glutathione S-transferase PARB-like. Gene Ontology annotation, cellular component: cytoplasm. The record is from RefSeq and is a predicted model, not a curated record. The transcript is spliced from 3 exons. Gene Ontology annotation, molecular function: glutathione binding; glutathione transferase activity. The coding region runs from base 1 to 462 and encodes 153 amino acids. Lineage: Eukaryota; Viridiplantae; Streptophyta; Magnoliopsida; Fagales; Fagaceae. Gene Ontology annotation, biological process: glutathione metabolic process.